GAGAAGUCAGGUGACUCGCUUUGCAUAGGAAGGGGGGGUCUUGCUCAGAUCAGGGGAAGAUGAGGUUUCGAUUCUGUGGGGAUUUGGACUGUCCUGACUGGGUCUUGGCAGAAAUUAGCACUUUGGCUAAAAUAUCUUCGGUGAAACUCAAGCUGAUCUGUGCCCAGGUUUUGAAGGAUGUGCUUGGAGAGGGCAUUGAUUAUGACAAAAUCCUGAAGUUAACAUCAGAUGCCAAGUUUGAAUCAGGAGAUGUGAAAGCCACUGUCGCUGUGCUUGCCUUCAUUCUCUCGAGUGCCGCCAAAUACAACGUGGACUCCGAGUCUCUCUCCAGCGAACUUCAACAGCUGGGGCUGCCCAAAGAACAUGCCGCAGGAUUGUGUCGGUCCUACGAGGAGAAACAGAGCUCUCUCCAGGACAGCCUGAGGAAGGGCAGCCUGAGAUUGAAUUGCCUGGAUUCUGUUUCGUGGAGAGUGGAUUAUACGCUUAGUUCCAGCGAGCUCCGGCAAGUCAACGAGCCAGUCGUUCAUCUCAAGCUGAAUGUGAAAAAUGUUGAUGAAAAGGUGACAGAGCCUGUAACAAUGACGUUGUCGGCCGAAAAGUUUCGCGUCUUACUUGCUGAACUGAAACAGGCUCAAGCCAUCAUGAAAACACUCGAGUAAGGAGCUCCGGAUGCUGUCUGGACCAGUCAGAAGAAGGAAGCUUUAUUUUGACCACAAGCCAAAAUGUCUCCACUGGAUAGUAAUCUCCCAGGCCUAUGAGAUACAAGCAAAGCAGCCAGAUGGAGUUAAUGUCUAUUUCCCAGUAGGCCAGACCAGCAAAACCAGUGAGGAGCUCUGGGGCGUGGUAAUAUAGGGACAUAUCUCGGUCACAAACGUUCAACCCCUGCCUUAAGAGAAGUCUAUCUGUUUCUAUGAGUGUGUUAUUUUUUUUUCAUUUGAACAUCAGUUGUUAAGGGAAACGUAACACAGUUUUUGCUCUUACGGCACUGUCUCAAAAAUAUGAAAAAGCUCCCUUGUUUGUUUUUAUUUCCCUGUAUUUUGUUGAACGGCAGAAAAUUAAAUCCCACCAAUGUGGCAAUAAGCUAUCUUUGUCCGGUCUGUGUAUUGGGCAAGGCUGGUGGCCUCAUUGCUUUGGGCUGGAAAUGAAAUAAAAAACGGUUCGAUGUA
Messenger RNA from Pantherophis guttatus, 1166 nucleotides. It is a transcript of the gene COMMD4, whose product is annotated as COMM domain containing 4. The record is from RefSeq and is a predicted model, not a curated record. Lineage: Eukaryota; Metazoa; Chordata; Lepidosauria; Squamata; Colubridae.